Dichomitus squalens LYAD-421 SS1 is the source of this 1879-nucleotide messenger RNA. RefSeq names its product pre-mRNA-processing protein 45. Lineage: Eukaryota; Fungi; Basidiomycota; Agaricomycetes; Polyporales; Polyporaceae. Gene Ontology annotation, cellular component: spliceosomal complex. Bases 8 to 1762 code for a protein of 584 amino acids. The record is from RefSeq and is a predicted model, not a curated record. Gene Ontology annotation, biological process: mRNA splicing, via spliceosome. The transcript is spliced from 6 exons.
GGCGACCAUGGCUGCUCUGGCUUCAAUCCUUCCAAAGCCGGUCAAUGCUCCUGUGGUUUCGGACGAUGACGAUGAUGUCGUACUUCAAGUUCAACCUCAAAAGCAAGCCGGACCUUCACAAGCCGUGAUCAUUCGUCAGGCAGUACCGCCCUAUGGCCAAAGGAAAGGAUGGAAGCCAACCUCAUUAGAGGACUUUGGGGAUGGUGGAGCGUACCCCGAAUGUCAUGUCGCGCAAUACCCCCUGAACAUGGGCAAGAAGAAGACCGCGGCAGGUAACACGCUUGCGCUCCAAGUAGAUGCCGAAGGGAAUGUUCGUUACGAUGCCAUCGCGCUCCAGGGGCAGCGGGCCGGCAAAGUUGUCCAAUCCCAGUUCAAGGACCUCGUCCCGAUCGCCAACCGGAAGGACUUGGACGACGAGGCGCGAAACUUGGAGCGGCCGUCGGAGGAGGAGGUGCAGGCGACUACCGAGAAGACUCGUGCGGCGCUCGAGAAGCUCGUGAAUGGGAAGAUCAAGGCUGCCCAGCCUAAGAACGUCCCAGACAGUCAAGGCAAGACUUCCUUCAUCCGCUACACCCCUGGCCAGCAGGGCAACUCCGAUGCGUUGAAGCAGCGGAUCAUCAAGAUGACCGAAGUUGUCGAGGAUCCGCUUGAGCCACCACGCUUCAAGCACAAGAAGAUUCCCCGCGGUCCCCCUAGUCCUCCGCCACCUGUACUUCGCAGUCCUCCGCGGAAGGCCACAGCCCAGGAGCAAAAGGAGUGGAUGAUCCCGCCCUGUAUCUCCAACUGGAAGAACAACAAGGGUUACACCAUUCCCCUCGAUAAGCGUCUCGCUGCCGAUGGCCGUGGUCUGCAGGAUGUGCACAUCAACGACAACUUCGCCAAGUUCUCCGAAGCUCUCUUCGUGGCCGACCGCCAUGCUCGCGAGGAGGUCCGGCAACGUGCCCUUAUGCAACAGAAGCUUGCGGAGAAGGAGAAAGCGCAGAAGGAAGAGAACCUACGCCUGCUCGCUCAGCGCGCUCGCGAGGAGCGUGCGGGGAUUGCACCUCGUGCCGACCCAAAGCCCGCAGCGGAACGUACUGCCGCUAUGCAGUCCUCACUCGGUGCAUACGGCUCCGGUAGUGACUCAGACUCUGAGCCCUCGGAGGAUGAGGAGGACGAGGAUGCGGCGAAGAUUCGGGACCAGAUGCGUGCGGAGAAGAGGAGGGAGCGAGAGCGAGAGAUGCGGAUGAGCAACAUGGGUACGGAACAGCGCGCGAAGAUGCUUGCCCGACAGCAGAACCGUGAUAUUUCCGAGAAGAUCGCUUUGGGGCUAGCGAAGCCUACGCUGUCGAAGGAGAGCAUGGUCGAUUCCCGUCUCUUCAACCAGGAGUCGCUCUCGGGCAGCUUCGCCGACGACGACGCAUACAAUCUGUACGACCGCCCUCUCUUCCAUGGCUCGAGUGCCGCCGCUGCCAUCUAUAAGGCGCGCGGGAACAUCACCGAGGGCAACCAGGACUCGUUCGGUGGCGGAACGGAAGAGGGUAUCGGCAAGGCUCUCGAUAACGACCGUUUCGGACUUGGCGCACCACGGGUAGGGUUCGAAGGAGCUCAGGAGCAAGAGGUUCGCGAAGGUCCCGUCCAGUUCGAGAAGGACUCCGGCGAUGUCUUCGGUCUCGAUAAGUUCUUGGACGAGGCAAAGAGCGGUCGGAAGCGUGGUCUGGACACCGAGGUCGGCGGCUCGAGGAAACGACAGCAGAUUGAUCGGGCGGAUGAGCGAGAUUGAGGGUAAUGGGACUGUCUCGAACUGCGUAUGUGCUUGUCUCCAUAUGUUUUGUUACGCUACUACUUGUAAUCUAUGCGCAUACAUGAGGUACUCGAAUUGUCCGACAUUCGGAUAUGC